AUGGAAACCAUCAAUAUCGCAAUCAUAGGCCCGGCAGGAUUGACCGCCCUCAAAACUCUACGAGAAGAAGGCUUCAACGCUAUUGCUUUUGAAAGGCGAGACAAGGCCGGUGGACUAUGGUCCUUCAGCAACGAUGCUACUUAUACAUCCACGCUGAACGAGACGGUCUGUAACGUCAGCAAGUUCACGUCGGGCUUCAGUGACUUCCCAGUUCCCGAAGAUUGGCCCCCCUACCCCACUAGCUCCCAAAUAGCAGAAUACUUUAACUCGUAUGCCGCCCAUUUCAAGCUAUAUUACUACGUACGCUUCAACACUACCGUCACGAGAGUAACUCGAAGCCGAACUAAUGACGCGUGGGAUAUUCACAUUACCAACACAAAGGGGACCGAGGUUCUAGUCUUUGACAAAGUGGUGUUUGGUCAUGGCUGUGAAAGUCUGCCAACUUGGCCUCCCAUGCCUGGCAGAGACAUAUUUAGGGGAAUGGUGAUACAUUCACAAUCAUACAAGAGUCCGGAACCAUUCCGGAACAUGCGAGUACUGGUGGUGGGGAUAGGUAACACGGCCUGCGAUGUGUCCCUGUCACUACGCAAGCACGCCGCUACGCUGUACCAAAGCUACCGACGAGGCAGGAUACUGGUCUCGCGAUACCUCGACAACGGCAUCCCCACCGACGCGGAGCUCUCUUGGCCUACCAUGCGACUCAAGUACUUUCUCGACCACCACAUGCCGUGGCUGAUGACGUCGGUGGCAGAUCGGCUGCUGGUUAAUAAAAUGAUUAAUGACGCAGCUCGGUCCGAGCCCGUGGCACCGGAGGUCUCGCGUCGUGAGAGGCUCAACCGUGCGGCGCACAGAGUGCAGGAGGAUUGGCGGCUGCUUCCCUGCUCCAGCAUGGCACACUGCGGUCCCACGGUCCAAGAGCACUUCAUCCCUGCGCUGUACGAGGGGAACAUUUUGCCUGUCCAUGGGUUCAAGGAGUUCGCCGGAGGGGACCGGGUCUUGCUAGACGAUGGGACUGUACUAGAGGUUGAUGCGGUUAUCUUUUGCACGGGAUACCACUUAGACAUCAGCAUUAUGCCCGAGAUGGAGAUGGACGGUGCUGGUGGGCUACCGCUUAAAAGCGCAGGAAGCCUAUCGCAAGAGGGGAGGGGGGACGGGGAAGAGAUAUUAGAAGAAGAAGAAGAAGAAGACCGGCGGUAUAACCAGAAGCCAACAAUUCCUCGCCUCUAUCAUAUGAUUUUCCCGCCACGUUGGGCAGCUUCCGUGGCCUUUUUAAGCUGGAUGACACCUCUAGAGAACGUAUGGAACCUGUGCGAGCUAGCUUCCAUGGCUAUAGCGCAGAUCUGGGCAGCAGAAACCAUCAGAUCUAAAGGUGAGCAGAUGCCGCGCCGGGAUGGGUAUCGCCCAGCAGCCCUGCUCCCUUCGUUGGAUGAGAUGAAUGCCCAAGUUGACGCGUACCACGUCUGGUGGCGGGGCGAAUGGGAGAAGGACCAGUCCAUACGGUCGGGAUAUGUCCAGGCGUACCCGUUCUACCGGUUCCUCCACGACGCGUCGGGCACCGGCGUGUAUGACAAUCUCGAUCACAUAUUCUCCGGUCGCGGCUGGCGGCUUUGGUGGAACGACCGCGAGCUAUGGACGUGGCUGGUUCACGGCCCUACGAACAGCUACUCCUGGCGCAUAUUUGAGACCAACCCUCAAGGCAUCCUGGGAUGCGGCCGGAAGACUUGGCCUGGUGCUAGAAAGGCUGUGCAAAGAGCUUUUGAGAUCUGCGAAGAGUUCAAACGACAAGCGCGGGCGGACUAUGAGAAGGAGUCGAUCUGA
This is a messenger RNA of Hypoxylon fragiforme, 1818 nucleotides long. Its product is annotated as FAD/NAD(P)-binding domain-containing protein. Gene Ontology annotation, molecular function: NADP binding; flavin adenine dinucleotide binding; N,N-dimethylaniline monooxygenase activity. The record is from RefSeq and is a predicted model, not a curated record. The coding region runs from base 1 to 1818 and encodes 605 amino acids. NCBI's taxonomy places the organism in Eukaryota, Fungi, Ascomycota, Sordariomycetes, Xylariales, Hypoxylaceae. The transcript has 6 exons.